CCGGUAGAGAGGCUUUAAGGUUAGAAAAAGGGGCAAAAAGGAGCGGAGAACGGGGUAAGGUUCGAAAAAACAGAGUCUAAAUGCAGAUUCGGGUCAAAUGCAGUUGCGGUGAAAACUGCCCAGAAUGGGCGAUUGUGGAGCUUCAAGGUGUUAUUGAAGCCCAACCCGCUUUUGCCGAUCGCCUUCAGAAUCUUCAAAUCGGCGUGCUCUGCCGGCCGUCUUCUCAGGAGAUUUAUACAUUUACUGUUGGGUACCAUGAGCUAACAGGGAAUAGAAUAACCUUGAAGAAACCUAUGCUAAUACUGAAGAAAAAGAAGCUUUUGAAGGAGGAAAAUACUGAGAACAACUCGGCUAAUGUGGAAUUGGAUGUAAUCGGUAUUAUUCGACAGAAAAUUCUCUUCAAAACCAGACCAAGGGCUCUUAUAUCCAAAUCACAACCACCUGUGAAGGCAAAGCUAAUUGAAGCCAAGUCAUUAGAGUGAAUGAGACUGAAAUUUUGUGGAUUUGGUUUGUGUAAAGAGCUUAGAUUGGUUUAAAACAAAUCUCUCUGUGAAGAAAAAUGAACGCUCUCAUAUUUGAAACAUUCUGACUUCAAGCAAAUACUCAUCUGCAGCCUCUUAGUUGCAUGCCACCUAAUAGUAAUUUAUAAAAGUGACUUUGAACCGAGCUUUAGUUUUCAAUAAGGACGUUGAAGGUAAGAUAGAAAGGGUUUUUCUGAAGCCCAUAACUGGUCGCGUCUGAACUGCAAUAUCAGCGGACGCCGUAACAAUCUGUUGCUGACCCCCGUAACUUCGGGAGAAGGGGUGCUCUCCUAUCUUUUGAUUAGGAAAGGGAUGUGAAGCUGUUCAUGUUCAGCUCGGAGGUAGACUAAAGAAGAAUGCGGUGCAUACACCGAGCUAAGCAAUGGGUGCCGGAGCUGCUACAAUUGCUUCAGCGGACCUAGGAGAUUAGCUGACGGUGAUUGGAAUCCGAUCUGAAACGCUCCAAUAAAAAAUGGUGAAGAAGGCAAAGGUUGGCAUUGGGAGUAUUGGAAAGCCGUGCCCGGAAAAAGGGAUAUAAGGGCAAGGCUUACGUAUACUGAGGUGCUCCCCGCCGGUUGUUGGAACGACGCGACGUCUGAACAACGGGGUCGAAAGCCUCUGUGAAAUAUUCCCCAAGUUCACCUAUACGAGAGUUAGGAAUAAAAACCAACAAUAAACUUACCUCCUUUGUUUCGAACUUCGUGAAGAACUCUAUUCUAUCUCUCCCUCGUUACGAACAAAAAAGUGGGGCUGCGCCCCAGUUAUACACUCUUAUUUUACACGAUCCAGGAACCCCAGAAUGAGGGGGUUGAUCUCGUAGUUCUUGGUCUGUGAAGAUGCGUUGUUAGGUGCUCUUUUCCCAUUGAAACCAAAUAUAAACCUGUGCUCGAGAGAUAGCUGUCCAGACACUGAUAAGGUAUAUAAGGAUUCUCGAGGUCCUAUGCAUAGUCAGUACUAUACUAUCCAUAUCCAGACCAAACAUUCAAAAUUCCAUGGCAUUUUCACUUGAUUUUAGAAGAAUCCCCCACCCGAACCAUUCUUAAGACCACCAAGCUCUCUCGAAUUAGUUCUACUCUUUCUGCUUUCGAGAUACACCAGGGGCGCUAGACAGAAUGCCUUAUAGAACGAGAGUGAAGAAAGAAGACUCAACCUAGUGCAAAGCUGGACGGCUGGAGGAAGAAGAGUCGACUCGAGCUAAAGCGCGCAAUGGCUCUUUCUCUGAUAGAGGCUCGCUUCUUCAAGUUCCGCGUGAAUCCUGUUUUGAUUUGAUAAAAAGAAAUCCGAUCUUGAUAAGCCUCCUCACCCGAAUAGUCCGAGGCUAAAAACCAAGCCCUUCAUAUGGUCCAGCCCGAUGGGGGGGAGUCAGUUGGCCACUCGUGUUAUUUUGGAUAGCAAGCACUUUGUGAAGGAGUGGCCGUUUAGAAUGUUUGAUGCGUUGCAAAGAUUCAGACUUGGCCUGAAUAUCAUCAUGAACUUGCAUUCCAGAUUUCCGGAUUACAUAACCGGAAACAUUUUGUACAUUUGCUUUCUAUUAAUACUUGACAUGUUGAGUUACAUUGUUUGUGCUAGAUGGUUUGUUUUUGAAGAAUAUUUAAAUUGAAAGUCACGGUGUAAAAUGAAUAACAGGACGGGUGCCCAAGUUCAGG
Messenger RNA from Cuscuta europaea, 2167 nucleotides. NCBI's taxonomy places the organism in Eukaryota, Viridiplantae, Streptophyta, Magnoliopsida, Solanales, Convolvulaceae. The record is from the annotation of a GenBank genome assembly.